AUGAGUGCUUGUAAGCCUGCAAACACUCCGGUGGAUACUAAGUCUAAGCUUAGUGGUGAUAACGGUGCUCCCUUUGAUGAUCCGUCUUUAUACCAUCAGUUAGCAGGGGCUCUGCAGUAUCUUACCUUUACAAGACCAGAUAUAUCAUAUGCUGUUCAACAGGUGUGUUUGUUCAUGCAUGAUCCUCGCGUCCCGCACUACAAUUCUUUGAAACGGGUACUUCGUUACUUACAAGGUACACUUGAUUAUGGUAUGCAUUUAUCUGCCACUCCUUCUUCUGGUCUCAUUUCUUAUUCUGAUGCUGAUUGGGGUGGUUGUCCCGAUACCAAACGUUCGACGUCUGGUUAUUGUGUGUUUCUUGGUGAUAAUCUUAUAUCUUGGUCGUCUAAACGACAAGCCACAUUGUCCCGAUCGAGUGCAGAGGCUGAGUACAGAGGUGUGGCGAAUGUUGUUGCUGAAACAACAUGGUUACGUAAUCUUCUCUUGGAAUUACAUCGUCCAUUACGAUCUGCUAUGAUUGUAUAUUGUGACAAUAUCAGUGCUGUUUACAUGUCCCAUAAUCCGGUUCAUCAUCAACGGACUAAGCAUAUUGAGAUUGAUAUUCAUUUUGUCCGCAAGAAGGUUUCUCUUGGUGAUGUACGUGUUCUACAUGUUCCUUCCGCGUUUCAGUAUGCGGACAUUUUCACAAAGGGUCUUCCGACACCUUUGUUUGUGGAUUUUCGUCACAGUUUGACCAUCCGUCCUCCUCCUGCUCCAACCGAGGGGGUAGAUUUGCUUGAAGUUGUGACAUUUGCACCGCCGCCUGCUGUUCAUGCCUUCAUUCUGGUAUGA
This is a messenger RNA of Chenopodium quinoa (quinoa), 831 nucleotides long. RefSeq lists its product as uncharacterized. The transcript has 2 exons. Bases 1 to 831 code for a protein of 276 amino acids. Lineage: Eukaryota; Viridiplantae; Streptophyta; Magnoliopsida; Caryophyllales; Amaranthaceae. The record is from RefSeq and is a predicted model, not a curated record.